This is a messenger RNA of Stegodyphus dumicola, 948 nucleotides long. RefSeq lists its product as uncharacterized. The record is from RefSeq and is a predicted model, not a curated record. NCBI's taxonomy places the organism in Eukaryota, Metazoa, Arthropoda, Arachnida, Araneae, Eresidae.
AUGACGGAGGUGCGACAGUGGCAUCACGUCCCAUCUAAACAGAACCCUGCGGAUCUCAUAUCAAGAGGUGCUGAUCCGGUCACACUUCAACUGUGUGAACUGUGGUGGAGUGGUCCCCCAUUUCUUCUUCAACCUGUGAUGACUAAGUGCCAAGAUGAUAUCCCUGAGGAGUCCGAAGAACUGUAUCUUCGCGAAUUAAAACCACCAGCAGUAAGUGAAAUAUGCGCACUUAUUAACACUUAUGAGCCAUUAGAUGUCAUGAAUAAUUGUUCAUCUUACAACAAAUUGCUAAGAGUAGUGGCUUGGUGCAAGAGAUUCUUGCAUAACACCAGGCAUCCAUUGCAUGCUACACGCGGAACGUUGACAACCAGUGAACUUUCUAGUGCGUUAUUGUGUAUUGUGAAAAACGUUCAAAGGACUUUAUUUGUGACAGAAAUCCAGUGCUUAGAAAAGGGUUCUCCUAUUCCUAAUAGUAGUAAACUAUUGAAUUUGUGUUCAUUUUUAGAUCAUGAAGGAGUACUCAGUGUAAAUUCUAGGUCUGUGCAGCAACAGAUGGCUGACUUACCAGCUGCGAGAGUGACCAUAUCAAGAGUUUUUGCAAAAACAGGACUCGAUUUCUGUGGUCCAUUUCUAGUAAAACAUUUUGUAGGUAGAAGUAAACAGGCCUUGCACUUUGAAAUUGUUAAUGGUUUAACAAGUGCAGCAUUUAUAGCAGCACUUAAACGCUUUAUUGCCAGGCGAGGUAAACCCUCAGAUAUUUUUAGUGAUAAUGGCAGAAAUUUUGUGGGUGCUCAUAGAGAAUUAAGAGCGAUUUUAAAAUCUUUAUUUAAGGAUAAAAGUGAGGAAGAAAUCAAAGGUUAUUUGGCUACUGAAGGCAUAAAUUGGCAUUUUAAUCCUCCCUCUAUUCUUUUAAUCCUCACUUUGGAGGUUUAUGGAAAGCUAGUGUGA